This is a messenger RNA of Patella vulgata (common limpet), 3476 nucleotides long. Its product is annotated as alpha-L-iduronidase-like. Gene Ontology annotation, biological process: carbohydrate metabolic process. Lineage: Eukaryota; Metazoa; Mollusca; Gastropoda; Patellidae. The transcript is spliced from 13 exons. Gene Ontology annotation, molecular function: L-iduronidase activity. Bases 19 to 1602 code for a protein of 527 amino acids. The record is from RefSeq and is a predicted model, not a curated record.
AAACCAGGAUUUGAAGUCAUGGGAAAUCCUUCGAAUAUUUUUACUGACUUUGAAAAUAAAUCUCAAGUUUAUAUGUGGAGAGAUUUCGUUAAAUUGGUAGCAACCAGAUAUAUUAAGAUGUUUGGUUUGGAUUAUGUUAAAACAUGGAAUUUUGAGAAUUGGAAUGAACCUAAUUGUCAGGAUUUUGAUAUGAAUAUAACACUUCAAGGUUUUGCCAACUAUUACGAUGCAACCAGUGAAGGGUUAAUGGCCACAAACCGUGACCUUAUUUUUGGUGGCCCAGGAGCGGGAUGUGAUGAUAUACUGUUAAAAUCUGGUCAUCAUGGAAAAUACGACGAGUUUAUACUCAACCAUGUGGUCAAUGGUAAAAAUUAUUUUACAGGAGAAACGGGAGUUAGAAUGGAUUUUAUUUCACUGCAUAGAAAGGGUAAUGGUAUAUCAAUGAAUAUUUUAUUGGAGGAAGUAGCCUCAAUGAAAGUAAUUAGUGAUAAAUAUCCUACGUUAGCCAAAAAACCUUUCUAUAAUGACGAAUCUGAUCCUAUGGUGGGAUGGAGUAAAGAUUUACCAUGGAGAGCUGAUGCCAUAUAUGGUGCUAUGGCUGUCAAGAUUAUUGCACAACAUCAGAAUAUUUUCAUUGCAAAUCCUGCCAAUCCUAUAAAUUAUCAGUUACUUAGUUACGACAAUGGAUUCCUUAGUUACUACCCACAUCAGUUUACACAGCGCACCCUACUGGCCAGAUUUCAGAUGAAUAAUACCAAAGUACCAUACACAACAUUUAUACAGAAACCUAUAUAUGGUACUCUGUGCAUGUUGUCCUUAUUAGGAGAUCAACAGGUUUUUGUUGGUACUGGUAGUGAUAAAGCAAUCAGAAAUGAUACAGAAACUGGAGCGUUAGCUACUAUACAUAUACCUGGUGAUAAUACAACAUCAGACAGUUGGCAGAUGUCGUUAUUAAUAUACGAUAGUGAUGAUUCGAAUCAUGGUACUAGUUAUGGAGAGUUAGAUUUAGAUUGGUAUAUUAAUCCACCAGAUCCUACACAAGAGUUGAUGUUAGUGGGGUAUAUUGUAAGUGGUUUAUCCAAUGAUCCGUAUGGAGUAUGGACAGGUUUAUAUAAUAAAACAGAUUAUCCUACACCAAAACAGUUUCAAUUUCUCAGAAUACAAGAGGGUGUGGGACGAGUUGCUUACCAACCAGUAAAACCAGGACCUGGGAAGGUUAUACUUCCACCAAGAUGGCAGAUCUUACAACCAGAAGCAACUCUUCUUCAUCUGUGUGCUAAACCUGUAGCAGUACCAGAACAGGUAACUGGCUUACGGUUUAUGACUAUAACAGUAGGACAAGUUCUAGUUAUAUGGUCAGAUGAAAAUAUCAAAUCAAAAUGUAUUUACACCUAUGAAGUUGGCUACUCACCUAACAACAGUACUGGACCAUUCCAACGUGUAAACAAUGUGGAUACCAUAGCAACCAUAUCUGUUAUAUCACCUCUUCCACAAAAUGGUACAAGUGGUGAUGAUUUGGUGAAAGGGUAUUAUGCUGUUCGAGCCAUAGAUUACUGGAAGAGACCAGGACCCUAUUCUCAACCUAAACUUUACUCUCCUUAAACUUUUGUUCCUGGACAUUCCUGGAAGAGACCUGGGGCCUGUUUCACGAAACUUUAACUAAAAUAAAAUCCACAUUUUAGUAAUUUGAUUGGAUAAAGUUAGAUUGAUUCUAGUGCUUAGUCAAUCAAAAUUGAAGUAUCUACUAAAAUUUGGAUUUUAUCUUUAGUUAAGAUUUCGAGAAACAGGGCCCAGGACCCUAUUCCCAACUAUACUAACCUUAAACUGCCACUUAAAGAUUAUAACCUUAAACUGAUUUAAACACUUUACCUCAUAAUAAAAUACAAUCUAAUUGAAACACAGACCCUAUUUUGUUUCGUUUUUUUAUAGUUCAAAAUUUCGUUUUACUUCUCUUUACUACACUAGGAUCUGGAAAAGUUGUUAUAUAAUGCGAGUUCUGGAUGAUGUAAGGGAUUAGCUAAUGAAAUGGUUUGUUACAGCGAGUUUUUGGUGUGAGGUGCACGGACGGAAUUGUGGGUAUCCCUCUAGAAACAUCACUGCUGAUUGAUUAAUGAAAUUGUAUGACCCCUGACACAAACUUCCACUACAACCGGUCAGAUCUUUAUGCCGUGUAGGCCAUCGAAAGUAUAAAAAAAACGAAACGAAAUAUAGAUGUAUUUUAAUCAGAUUGAAUAAAAUAUAAAAAAUAAGGUGCAACAGGAUUUUACAGGGUAUCAAUUGAUUUUUUGUUCUUGUUUUAAUUUUCUCACCUUUAUACACUCAUUAAAAAUGUAUAAUGUAAGAUUUAGACAAAGCGCUGACAGAUCUUGCUAUAAUAUUUUAAAAAUAGAUAAAUCAAAAUGAAUGUAUUGAAAAUUUUAUUCAUAUUAUUUUAUUAUGGGCAAAGUUAUGACUAUUUGAAGAUUUAGAGUUGAUCUUUUAUUAUCCUACCAACCAUACUUGACAACCUAGACUUAACCUCGAUUAUCCAUUUUAUUGUUCAAUUUUUUAAUCUUGCAGGUGUUUUAAUCCGUUUAAAUCUCCACCAUCCGAUGGUCUAGAGAGUUGAUUAUAGGCUUGUCAUGUGAAUAAAUGUCUAAAUAAUAGUUUAUAUAAGCCAAAAGAAAAACCUGCAAUAUCCAGAUUUAGUUCUUACAUAAUGUUUAAUAUCAGCCAUUACUGGAUUUCACAGGGUAAAUGGGUAUCCAUUGAUAAAAUUGGGUUGAAAUAGGCAAAGGGAGGGGGGGGGGUAAUUCUAGGCUAAUCCUAUUCCCCAAUCUUAAUAAUAAUAAUGUUUAAAAAAAAGUGUUGAUAUUGUUAAAAUUGAUGCAUUGAUUAUUUUCAUAAGAUGAAUUAGAAAUGAUUGAAUCAAGCUGAUUGUGUGGGAAUAACCAGCUCUGCCCAUUUAAUUACUUAACAGUUCAAACAUACAAAAAGCAGGGGAAUUAAUACGUUGAUUAAUGAAGGCUUAAACUGAAUGAAUCUGAACUAAUCGUUGUAGGAAUAACCUAAUUACUUUAAACAGACAAAAUCAGCAUGUACCUAGUCAGGAGGGGUGUGUAUCUGUAUCCACAUUUGAUUGGCUGUAAGAUAUUUUUAAUAUCCAGGGUUAAAUAAUGUUGGGUCGUAUGAUUAUCAGUUUGUCUAAGACCUUAUUUAGAAUAAAUAAUAUUUCGAUCAAUGUCCAUCUUAUUCAAGUUGGUUACCCUAACCAAAGAAUUCAUCGACAUCGAAUUACCACAAUUCGCCAAAUCACCUCUAGGUGCGAUUUGACGAUUCUUUGGGUGAUCAUGUGUUUUUUUCAACUAGCGCAUUAAACAAACUCAUACAAGUACUUUGACAUCGACUUUACUGUCACAUGCCAUAUCUACUAAAUACAAAUCGAUUUGUCAGUCGAUAAAAAAUCCUUUUAUUUUUACCUAUAUCUGAGUGGUCCG